Arachis duranensis is the source of this 1038-nucleotide messenger RNA. RefSeq lists its product as uncharacterized. Bases 169 to 822 code for a protein of 217 amino acids. The transcript has 8 exons. Lineage: Eukaryota; Viridiplantae; Streptophyta; Magnoliopsida; Fabales; Fabaceae. The record is from RefSeq and is a predicted model, not a curated record. Gene Ontology annotation, molecular function: oxidoreductase activity.
ACGUUAAUGUAUAUAACUGUCAUCAAAAGCUGAAGCAAAAUUUCAAAUUCAAUUCCAAUAUCGCUCUGAAUCCUGGCAAAAGUUUUAAACUUUGGAGCUGCUUCUCCCUCUCUAAGCUUUAGAACACUCCUACUCCUACCCUUCAAGAACUGCAGAUACAGUAGGAUCAUGGCUGCAGCGCAUAGCAGCAAUGCUGAAAAGAAGAUUGUGAGAGUUGACAUUAGCUCUGAUACUGUAUGCCCAUGGUGCUUUGUUGGCAAAAAGAAUCUAGACAAAGCCAUAGCCGCAUCUAACGAGAAAUACAACUUUGAGCUAAGAUGGCAUCCCUUUCAACUUGAUUCUAAUGCCCCUAAAGAAGGCAUUGACAAGAAGGAGUAUUACAUAAGAAAGUUCGGAUCACGAUCUGAACAGAUGGCGGCACGGAUGUCAGAGGUCUUCAGGAAUGUUGGUCUAGAAUAUAGCAUGUCUGGACUCACGGGAAACACUAUGGACAGCCACAGGCUUAUAUAUUUUGCAGGACAACAGGGUCUUGACAAGCAACAUGCUCUUGUGGAAGAACUUUGCCUUGGCUAUUUCACUCAAGGAAAAUACAUUGGUGACCAGAACUUUCUUCUGGAAUGUGCUGCAAAGGUUGGUGUAGAAGGUGCAGAAGACUUUCUUAGGAACCCCAACAAUGGAUUGAAGGAGGUUGAGGAUGAACUCAGAACAUACUCAUGUAACAUUGGAGGAGUUCCAUAUUAUGUGAUUAAUGGGAAUCACAAGCUGAGUGGUGCUCAACCCCCUGAGGUCUUUCUGAGAGCUUUUGAAGUUGCUACAAGUUAAACUUCUCAGUUAUGAACUUUCCCAUUUUGUCAUACACAACCUUGUUCUUGCAAAUAAUACGUUGGUCUGUAACAUGCGAUCUAUACUCUACUGUACCAAAUAUGAAAACAUUCCAUCUUAUCUCUUCUCCAUUGUAAAUCAUUCCUUACAAGUUACAACUAUUAAUAACAAAGUGAAUGAUCAUGUCUUUGCUGGUAUGUAAUUGAAUGCACACUA